AUUUCUUCAAAAGAAAUGACUGUUCCUCACUGACUUUGGCUAAACUAUCUUCAUGUUUUCUCACUUCCAAAAUGCUUAUUUAACAUUGACUUUCUUUCUAGCCUGACUGCUGCAGGGAUUUUAGAUGCUAGCCAGAGAGAAAAGAUUUCUAUCCUACUUGCAUGAACGGGAAUAUCCAGAAGUCAGGGAUCAAUAGAUGCCUUCUGAAAGGAAAAAUUGAUGUCUAAAAAUGUUAGAUACCUGAUUUCAUCAAGGCUGAAGGGAAGAAUGUUAUGAAUCUUUAAAAUAUGGCUCUUGCCAUUUUGUUGUCUUUUUGGCUAUAGUAUAUGUGGCAAACUUCUCAGUUAUGGUUGUGGAACAUUUAGAAUCAUGAAGUUUUUGCUCCAGAGUUCAUACUUAAUUGAAUUUUCAGUUCAAAUGUUGUUUGAACUAUUUUUCAGUAUUGAGAGAUUACAUAAGGCCCCAUACUUUAGAAUUUUUAAAAUAAUUCCUAUAUUAACUGCUUUAAAAACUUUUAUUUCUCCAGAGAGAUGUCAGGAUUUCAAAUAAGUUUGUGUUCAGUUCACUUGACUGAACACACACCAUUAGAACACCAUCCAGUAAGUCUUUGUUAAUAGUAUGUUUAUAGGACAGGUGCAUUUAUAAACUGUCUCUUCUAGGUUUGAUGCAGGAUAGCCCCUGUGGUUUAUCUGGGAACCUGGUGGUAAAGCACGGAGAAGGGGUAGACAGUGGUUCUGAAGACUCUAAAAUAACAAAACCACGCUGUGAGUACACUGUACUGUUAGAUUCACUGAAAUCUGAGUACAUUUUUUUUAGUUGAGUAAUUCAUAAUGGUUCUGGCCUUCGUGCUGUGAAUUAUCCAACCUGUGAGUUACUGUGAUCUGCCUGGAAACCUAGUUUGGUGUAAAUUGCUCUUUACCCCUCGCUGAUGAAGAAAAUAAUCAUAUAAGCAGAACUAUUUGCAUCUAUGUGUGCUUUUUUAUGUUGGCAUCACUUCUUCCCCUUUUCCUGUUUUGGAGGCUGUCAAAUGGAUCUUCUAAUUUAUGUGUCAGAUAUAUUUUUGUAUUAGAUUGUGCCUAUGAUGAGAGAAAUCUCUAAUGUAUAUUUUAUGUACUCGGGACACAUUUAUAAUUUGACGCACUUUGAGGCAUGGUCUAGUACUAAUCAUGUAAUAUGCAUCUUUGUGAUUAAUGUGUUUAAGAUUUUACUUUUACUGGGUUAGGUAUCUUUUUGAUUUUAGCACAUGAUAGCUAUUUGAGUAAAGAGUUAUUACUUUCAGAUGUCACAGAAAAUCAGAAUAUUUAUUGUCUCAUAUUGUAUAAGUCAAUUAUUUAGAGAAUUUGCACUUUUAUCUUUCUGCCAACUCAAAGGAUAACGCAUACAUGAUUUUUAAAAUACAUAUACACAUGCGUGUGUGUGUGUGCAUACACACAUGCCUUUGCCAUGUAAACUUUCCUAGUUGAUUGCUUCCUUAAGCAGAUUGUGGUGGCAAGUGUUCAAAUAUGGCUCCUUUACCUAUGAAGAUAUAUGGUCACACAGUCAUAAUGUACUGUUUGGUAUUUCUUUCUCUUUCCCUCCCUCCCUCCCUUCCUUCCUUCCUUCCUGUAUAUUUUGUGGAAAAAAAUCUUGUUAAGCCUAGAUCCUCCCAACAAGAUACAUAGUAGAGGGAGGGGACUUGAAGCUAGAAAGAGGAAAUACAGAAAGAAAAGGACAGAGGAGGGGGGAGCAAGAGAAUGGAAAGUUGGUCCAUAAAAAAUGUGCCCCUUCAGUUAAAGUGAGCAAAAAUCACACAAUUGGCUAACAUGUGAAAACUAGCAAGGGAACUGAGCUCUAGUUCCUAGUUGACCGGGGUAUUCAAUAGAAGCAACACACUUGUAACUUAGCUGAACUCUGGAUUACACUUACUUUCUCCUCCCAUAGGCUAGUGGUUCUCAAGUUAUAGUUUUACAAAUUAUCCCUACUCUGAGAUUCUGAUUCAGUAGGCUCUAGGUAGGGCUUAGGAAGAUAUUUUUAACAGGCUCCUUGGCUAAUUCUAAUGCAGGUGGUCUACAUUAGAGAGACAUUGCCCUAGGUUAUCAUCUUUUGGUAAGUAUUUAGUAAAUCUGAGAGAAGAGUCAAACAUAUGGCAAGGUUAUGCCUAUUAUGGGGCCACUGAAAAAAAUGCUUCUAACCCAUUGGUUUUCUGAAGUAGGAGAUUCCUGAGCUGAGUUUUAAAGGAGGAGAGGGAUGCAGUCAAGUUAAAAUGAUGGCUGGAAGGAUGUCUCAGGCCUUGGACCUGAUGAGCAAAGGCACAGAGGUGACAGGUAGCAUGUGUAUUCAGGCCAGGUCUCUAGAAAGUCAAGUGGAAACCAAAUGGUAAGAUGAGAUAGUUACACAGAGGUCACAGCAUGAUCCUUGGACUUCUAUAGAGUAAGAAUUUGAAGGGGGGAGGGGCAGGGAGCAAUGGAGAACAAAGUAGAUUUGCAAUUUAGUUAGAUCCCUAGUGACUGAAAGAGAAGAACACAAGGACAAGAUUGUAAAGCCACAUCAAAUCACUAGGAGUUCUAGAAAUCAAAGCAGCACAUAGUGGUUUGAAAAUUUUUUGUUAGAUGUUUUCACUGUAACAGUUUGCAUUUCAGAGCAACUUGAACAGAACAGUCGUUGCAGAAAUGUGGAAAGACCUUCUGAGUAACAGGUAUUCGGCACAGUACAUAACAUCUAAUUGGUGUUCAAGAUGACCCACCAAGGUUGGUUAGGUGACACAAGGGUAUGUGUCUCUCAUUCCAGAAGUCACCAUACAUGGGAUCUCUAAUGUUUGUAUUUGGGGUUCUUAGCUCAGUUUCAUUACACCUUUGAUAGUUAAAUAUGUUAUAAACCAAACCCUCAUUUCACUUGUUUACACUACCGAAGUGUGGUACGGGGGCAGUGAUGAGGACCAAAAAGCAUACCAUCUGCAGUUCUAACAUCACACUUAAAGUCUAAAAGAGAGCAUUUCUUCUUUACUGUGUUUUUAUUUAUUUAUUUAUUUAUUUUUGGCUAAGUUGGGUCUUUGUUGCUGCAUGCGGGCUUUCUCUACUUGUGGUGAGCGGGGGCUACUCUUCGUUGCGGUGAGUGGGCUUCUCAUUGUGGUGGCUUCCCUUGAUGCGGAGCACGGGCUCUAGGCAUGCGGGCUUCAGUAGUUGUGGCUCGUGGGCUCUAGAGCACAGGCUCAGUAGUUGUGGCGCACAGGCUUAGCUGCUCUGCAGCACGUGGGAUCUUCCCGGACCAGAACUUGAACCCGUGUCCCCUACAUUGGCAGGCGGACUUCCAACCACUGCGCCACCAGGGAAGCCCUUCUUCUUUUAAAACGUAACCUUCAUGAGAAAUGGGGGCUUGUCUGCCACCUAAUGGGCACUCGGUAAUAAUUAAUGGACGGAUUAAUAUCCUCAAAAUGCCGUGUGCAGCAUAGAUGUAGGCUGGGGCUUCAACAUUGCCUAUUGCUGCAAAGUGCUCUGGAAGUCUUAAUUUUUUGUAACGUAAAAAUGUUUUGUCAGAUCUGUGCCCUGAUGAUGUUAUUUAACGGUUGAUUUACAGUGAUUCUUGUUGCCUUUUAAACACGUGGAAAUGGAUGACAGUGAAAGCUGCUUGGAGUCUGAACAUCGUGACUGUGGUGGUAUUUAAUGCCCAACACAAAUAAGAGCCUGAAUGGGUAAAAAAAGCAGAGGGUAUUUUAAAGGAGUCAGCGUUCCUUUACUUUGGUGAAACGGAGCUGAAGUUACACACAGUCCUCGUCGACUUUGCAACCUGCUCCUGACGGUAUGGUUUGGGGAGGACGCAUCGUGCCUGAGGUAUUGCAAGAUCCGGAAUUACGGAGAAACAGAAAGACCUCAGGAUCAAUGCCAGAUUCUCUUUCGGCAGUUGAGAUUACAGACAUCCCGCCAGAAUGAUUUCUGCAAAGCCCAGACUUGUCAUACCUUAUGGCCUCAAGACUCUGCUUGAGGGAGUUAGCAGAGCCAUACUCAAAGCCAAUCCACCAAACAUCACCCAGUUUGCAGCAGUUUAUUUCAAAGAACUUAUUGUGUUUAGAGAAGGAAAUAAUUCUCUGGAUAUAAAAGAUCUUGUUAAACAAUUUCAUCAGAUUAAAGUGGAGAAGUGGUCAGAAGGAACGGCACAAGAGAAGAAACCAGAAUGUGUGAAAGAGCCAGAAAGAACAUCUACAGUUUCCCAAGAACCUAAACGGAUGGAAAAAUCUACGGACACAGAGGAGGACAACAUAACUGCACCGCAGUUUAGCCACAAAACCACGCAGUUCCCGUCAGUCCAUGCUGAGCUGCUCUCAGCGCCUGAGGACGCCACUGAAGUAGUUCGCGGUCCUUUGAAACCGACCACCCCUAAGAAUGCCACCCCACCCUCAUCACCGUCGCCAGCAGCUGUCCCACCCGAGUUGGCCUACGUCCCUGCUGACCCAGCUCAGUUUGCUGCUCAGAUGUUAGGUAAUGUUUCCUCUCUUCAUUCGGAUCACUCUGAAAUUGUAAUGGUGGAUGUGGCAACAAGUAUGCCUGUUUUUCCCGAGGAGAUGCUGAGCUCAGAGGCUGCUGAAGAUGAUGUGGUGGCCACUCUUGUGCAUUCUGGAGAGCUGGCAGCAGUGCAGGCUCUGAGCGAGACAUCUGUCCAUGUAGAUUUGGGUUCUACACCUAAAGACAAUGAGGCUGAACCACCAAUGGCUUCCCCAUUCCCCUUGCAGGAUGAACAAGAACCUCCUGCUUAUGAUCAAGCCCCUCAGGCCCCUUUGCAGGCUGCUACUGAGGUGACAUCCACCAGGCACGUAGCAUCUAUCUAUAAAGAUGAGCCUGUGAUUGAAGGAGUUUCUGAUGUUGAGCAAAUACUGGAACAAACAGUUAUCCCCUUUUCUGAUCAUGUUGCUCGUCUUAAAGGAAACGAGCAGUCACCACCCCUUAGGCCCAUACUUGUAGUAGGCAAGACAGCCUCAGACGUGUCUGAAAAAUCUGUGGGUUCUGCAAACUUUGUGCAGUUGGAGAGUGCAAAAUAUGACUCCUCAGUACAUGUGGAGGCAGAUGGCUCUGCCACAACAGUGAGCUCUGAAAAAUCUGUGCACCUUGCAGUGGACAUCUUUGCGCUGGCCCCUGGCAGUGCUGGGCAGGAGGACUCAUGGGAAAACCGUGCGUCCCAGGAGACGGAGGUCAAACCCACGCUCUCAGGGGAAGCUGCAAAAGUAGUGCGCCCAGGUGCGUCCGUAAGAUCAUCUAGUGGCCCCCAACCUCCUGUUCCAGAAGGUCUUAAUGAACCAGAAAUCGAACCAGAAUGGGAAGCAGCACCUAAACAAGGUUUGACGGAGCCAGCAAUAGCAGCAAGCGAAGCAGGACAACCACCACCAUAUUCUAACAUGUGGACCCUUUACUGUCUAACUGAUAUGAGUCAACAAAGUCGCCCAUCACCACCGCCUGCACCUGGGCCUUUCCCCCAAGCAACCCUCUAUUUACCUAAUUCUAAGGAUCCACAGUUUCUGCAUCAUCCACCAAAAGUUACUUCUCCAACUUAUGUGAUGAUGGACGACAGCAAGAAGACCAGUGCCCCGCCUUUUAUUUUAGUGGGCUCAAAUGUUCAGGAAGCACAGGAUUGGAAGCCUGUUCCUGGACAUGCUGUUUCCCAGUCAGAUGCCUUGAGGAGAUAUGCUGCAGUGCAAGUACCCAUUGCUGUUCCUGCAGAUCAGAAAUUCCAGAAACACACCCCCAAUCCCCAGAAUGCUAAUCCUCCUCCAAGUGGACAAGAUGUCCCCAGACCACAAAGUCCAGUUUUUCUUUCUGUUGCUUUCCCGGUAGAAGAUGUAGCCAAAAAAGGUUCAGGAUUUGGUGACAAACGUACUCCCUUUGGAAGUUACGGUAUUGCUGGAGAAAUAACUGUGACUACUGCCAAUGUUCCCAGAGCAGAAACUUAAAACUGGCAGGUAAAUUCUCUUCCCAUGAUACGUGGGCCUUAACACACUUGAGUUUUCAAGCAGGUUGAUCUGUUGACCUAGAGGCUGAGGUAUUUUAAGACACUGAAUUGAGACACGCAGUGAGCCGGGGGGGGGGGGGUGCGCUCAGAUCCGACGUGGUGAUUGCCCCCACCUCCCUUACCACGUUACUACUCAGCGCACGGUAGGCGCACUGCACUGCGGUGACGCAUGCCAAGGGUCCGGUGCCUAAAACACAUACCAAGCAACCAACUCAGCUACCUCUGAAAACCUGGCGCUGUGUUUAGCCCUGUAGAAGAUGCCAAAGGGGUGGAUUAACAUAAAGACAAGACAUAGUCUCAUGUGGGAAUUUUAUAAUCUAGUUGGCAGGUUUAAGGGGUGGGGAGGACAAGGUGAGAGAUUAUAUACGGAGCACCCAGUCAAUGUGGUAAGUUUGCUCCCUUGUACAGUGACUACUUACAGCAGAAUGGAUAGGUUGGAAACACAUUCAUGAGCUAAAGGGACAAGUGGUGUUAACCAUAGAUAAGAUAGUUUUAUCACUCAAAUAUCAUUAAAAAAUUUUUAUUCAACCACAUGCAGCACUAGUCUCUCCUCCCCCACGUGUGUACGUACAGCAGAGCAAGCAAAACGUGCAGCCACACCUUAGAAAAGUAAAUGAUAUGUGAAGUAUUGGGAAGAAAACAAGUAGGUACUGAUCCAGGCCCUCUAUUAGAUGGGGUGUUCAGGCACAGAUGUAAACUGACGUCUGCGUAGGAGAAGGAGCCCACAGCCAGAGGCCAAGGGCAGGAAAGAGCAUGGGGCUUCGAGACUCUGCAAGUUGGCCACAAGGAGACAGGCUGGGAGGAGCUGGGGAGAGCACAUAAGGUGAAAUUAGACGUGAAGAGGGGACCACGUAACUCAGGGCCCUGCCUCCCAAACGAAGAGAUUGGGACUGAAAGUUCAGUGGGGAGCCAGAAGAAUGACAGCAGCUGCACGUCUGACGGACAAAAGCUAGAUUUCAGUUUUAGGCAGGUUCAAGUACCACAGUUAGUUACCAUACUUAAGGAGACUCUCUUUUCAAAAUAUCUUAGGACUAUGAGCAUUUACCUACUCAUACCCUUUAGACUUUUAGUGGAACUGUCAAAAUGGCCGUUUUUGGCAUGAGGUGCCUAGGCUAUUUUAGUGCAAAUGCACAGAUAACAUAGUUAACAGCUUAGUAGAAGAGCAGGAGGAUAGAACUUGCAUUUCUGAUCAUCCACUCAUUUUACAUGUUCAGUUUUAUGAUUAAACAA
Messenger RNA from Balaenoptera acutorostrata (minke whale), 7203 nucleotides. RefSeq names its product calcium binding tyrosine phosphorylation regulated (gene CABYR). Bases 3902 to 5914 code for a protein of 670 amino acids. The transcript is spliced from 5 exons. Gene Ontology annotation, biological process: sperm capacitation. Gene Ontology annotation, cellular component: sperm fibrous sheath; cytoplasm. The record is from RefSeq and is a predicted model, not a curated record. Gene Ontology annotation, molecular function: calcium ion binding. NCBI's taxonomy places the organism in Eukaryota, Metazoa, Chordata, Mammalia, Artiodactyla, Balaenopteridae.